UGAAAAAGGAAAAAGGAGCGAAGAACGGUGAGAGAAGGCCAUCUUGGCUUCGCUGGUGUCCUGGGUUUCUCUCUUCCUGGCCGACUGCCACAGCCCACAGGAGGCCAGAACCCCCGCGGCUUUCCCCGCUCCCUACUCCAGCGCACCUGCCCGGAAACACCUCUCCUCGCCGGCGCCGGCGCCGGAGAAGAGGAGCACAGGGCAGGCCUCCCCGCAUCCGCCGAAGCCGCGCCACCUCCAAGGCGAAGUGCAGAUCAACAGCUCCGUGCUUCUGGUGGAGGCCUGAUACUGUCGCGAGGACCGAGGGUCUAUCCAAGAAAUUAGGUUUGAGCAACCUGAUCACAGAGAAUCAAUGUCUGAGUUCCUGGAACUCGAGGCCCGGGAUGGGGUAAGGAUGACCUGGAAUGUGAUACCGGGCACCAAGCAGGAUGCUGCUAGCUGCGUCGUCCCUGUUUCGGCCAUGUACACUCCUCUGAACCCCAACCCUGCCAUUCCUGUUCUUCCUUACGCCCCACUCCGCUGCCGCAUCUGCCGCGCCAUCCUCAACCCCUUCUCGGUCGCCGACUUCAAUUCGAAGAUGUGGCUCUGCCCAUUCUGCUUCCAGCGCAACCACUUCCCCCAGCAAUACUCCACUGUCUCGCAAAGCAACCUACCUACCGAACUGUAUCCUGAAUGUUGUACUGUCGAGUACAUGGCCACCGCCGAAACAGGUCCUGUGUCGCCACCGGUCUUCCUCUUUGUUGUUGAUACUUGCAUGAUCGAGGAGGAAAUCGGCUAUUUGAAGUCCGCUCUGGCGCAAGCAGUUGAGCUGUUGCCGGACCAAUCCCUCGUCGGGUUCAUUACUUUCGGGACAUAUGUGCAGGUGCAUGAAUUGGGUUUUGGCUUGUUGCCUAAGUCACAUGUGUUCAAGGGGACAAAGGAGAUUAAGAAGGAUCAAAUUCUUGAGCAAAUGGGUUUCUUUGCAGGGAAAACAAAACCAGGUGUGAUCGCCGGCGCAAGGGAUGGUGUUUCAGCAGAAAGUAUUGCUAGGUUCCUGUUGCCUGCUUCGGAGUGCGAGUUUAUACUGAAUUCACUUAUAGAAGAACUGCAAAAGGACCCAUGGCCGGUUUCUGCUGAUCAGCGAGCAUCAAGAUGUACUGGAGCUGCGUUAAGUGUUGCAGCCAGCCUCUUGGGGAUUUGUGUGCCUGGAUCAGGUGGUAGAAUUAUGGCAUUUAUAGGUGGUCCAUCUACUGAGGGACCUGGUUCUAUAAUAUCGAAGCCGUUAUCUGAUCCAAUUCGUUCACACAAAGAUCUUGAUAAAGGUUCUGCUCCACUUUAUAACAAAGCCGUUAAAUUCUACGAGGAGAUUGGAAAUCAACUCGUGCAUCAAGGGCAUGUGCUCGAUCUAUUUGCAUGUGCACUUGACCAGGUUGGUGUCGCUGAGAUGAAGGUUGCAGUGGAGAGAACUGGGGGAAUAGUUGUGCUUGCAGAAAGUUUUGGCCAUUCUGUUUUUAAAGAUUCACUUAGACGCAUUUUUCAGUCAAGCGAUAGUGACCUUGGCUUAUCGUUCAAUGGCAUAUUUGAGAUCAACUGCUCCAAGGAUGUCAAAGUUCAAGGCAUCAUUGGACCUUGUACUUCCCUGGAGAAGAAAGGCCCUCUAUCCUCAGAUACAGUUGUAGGUCAGGGGAACACUAGCGCUUGGAAGAUGUGUGGUCUAGAUAGGAAAACAUCACUAUGCCUAGUAUUUGAUAUGGCCAAAAAAGAUGCCCCGGACGCAAUUGGUCAAUCACAAAAUAAUCUGUUCUACUUCCAGUUCUUAACCUAUUAUCAGCAUCAUGAUGGGCAGAUGAGAUUGCGAGCGACUACACUUUCGAGAAGAUGGGUUGCUGGUUCUGGCAGUGUGCAGGAGCUAAUAACUGGCUUUGACCAAGAGGCAGCAGCAGCAGUCAUGGCACGCUUGGUCUCAUUUAAGAUGGAAGCUGAGGUUGAUUUUGAUCCAGUAAGAUGGCUUGACCGAGCAUUGAUUAGUCUAUGUUCUAAAUUUGGAGACUAUCAGAAGGAAGCACCUUCAUCUUUCAGUCUGUCCCCACGUCUAUCAAUUUUUCCACAGUUUAUAUUUAAUUUGAGACGUUCUCAGUUUAUUCAGGUUUUCAACAAUAGUCCAGAUGAAACUGCAUAUUUCAGGAUGAUGUUAAACAGAGAGAAUGUGGCGAAUGCAGUUGUGAUGAUCCAGCCUUCACUUAUAUCGUAUUCAUUUCAGUCUGGUCCUGAGCCUGUUCUAUUGGAUGUAAGCGCAAUUGCUGGUGACAGGAUACUUUUGUUGGAUUCUUAUUUUACCGUUGUCAUAUUCCAUGGGAUAACGAUUGCACAGUGGCGAAAGGCUGGUUACCAACAUCAAGAAGGCCACGAGGUGUUUGCCCAGUUGUUGCAAGCCCCACAGGAGGAAGCUGAUUCAAUAAUCAAGGAGCGCUUUCCUGUGCCUCGUUUGGUUGUGUGCGAUCAAUAUGGUUCUCAGGCCCGAUUCUUGCUGGCAAAGCUGAACCCAUCCGUGACAUAUGACUCCGACAAUCCUCCGCCCCCCGGGGGGGAUAUGAUAUUCACAGAUGAUGCGAGCUUCCAGGUCUUCAUGGAGCAUCUCCAGCGGUUGGCAGUUCAGUAGAUCGUGGGCGUGCAGUAAUUUUGCACCAAUGGCCUCUUCUCUGAUGUACAGCAAAGAAAACUUUUUCGUGUGUGUAUCACUGUUACAGUACUGUAGACUGACAUACCGUUGUUAGCUCUCCAUCUGUACAUUGCCAUGGGACAUGGACCAAGGUUUAUGCCAUAUAACCCGAGACGGGACAUUCAUAAAUUGUGUUGUUAGCUCAACAUAUGGUUGAUCAUUGCCAACACCAAAGGAGAUCAUCAUCAUCUAGGUGUUCAAACUUACUGGUGAAGAGGAUUCUUAAGUCUCAUGUGUUACUAGCGUGUCGUGCUUGCUGCGUCUACUCGGUUUGUUGGUGGCAUGUGUUUGCUGCAAAAAUGUGCAACAAAUUGAUGAUGUGGUGGUCGUUUAUUGGUUGAUGGAAAUAACAUAAUUACCUUUUGUUUC
Molecule: messenger RNA, 3067 nt
Organism: Hordeum vulgare subsp. vulgare (domesticated barley)
Lineage: Eukaryota; Viridiplantae; Streptophyta; Magnoliopsida; Poales; Poaceae
Product: protein transport protein SEC23-like
Exons: 14
Coding region: 353-2638 (761 amino acids)
Biological process (GO): intracellular protein transport; COPII-coated vesicle budding; COPII-coated vesicle cargo loading
Cellular component (GO): COPII vesicle coat; endoplasmic reticulum exit site
Molecular function (GO): GTPase activator activity; zinc ion binding
Source: RefSeq, a predicted model, not a curated record